GACAGUUGUCAAUUUGAUGUGUUAUUUUUAUUUGUGACUGUGGUUGUGUUGAUAGGGUAUUUUUUAUUGUAAUUCCCUUGUUGAUUUUAACAAAGAUUCCUCGACAAAGGUUUUCGAAACUUAUAGAAGAAACGAUGGAGAAGCCAAAUGUUACUAUUUCGGACCAACCUCCACCAUAUUCAGCAACUAUGCCACCUGGUCCACUACCUCAACCAGCACCACAGCCAGUUGGGAUGCAAGGAGUAGCAUAUCCACCUCCUCCUCCUGGUUACACCCCAUAUGCCACUGCACCUCCACCUACAGCCUUUGUACCAAACUAUGGAGCCACUAACAUUGUGAUCACACCACCAAUAAUCACCGUAGGAGCCUGUCCAGCAUGCCGUGUUGGUAUUCUAGAAGAUGACUUCACAUGCCUCGGCAUCCUCUGUGCUAUUCUCUUCUUCCCGCUUGGAAUAUUAUGCUGCUUAGCAAUGAAAAACAGAAGGUGUUCAAACUGCGGAGCACUAUUUGGGUAACAAAAACUGGAUUUGUAUCAAGAUAAAGAAUUAAGUAUGGAAAACUCUCAUACAUGAAUAAGUAUAAUUUCAUAUUUUUAUAUAUCAAAACUAUCCAUAUAUAAAAAUUAUAAAAAGAGCUAUACAUGCAAUUGAAACAUUUGUAUAUACUAUGGUCUGUGAUUUUGCUUGAAUAUUACAUAAAAUUAAGGCUUGUAAUAUCAAUUAGGUUUACAAAUAUACCUAUGCUGACAUAAGUAUGCUAUACAGCAAUAUAUAAAAUAUAUAACUAUUCAAACAUUCCAGAAAUUCAAUAACAUAUUAGUUAAAAUCUAAACAAUGUUUUGUAUUGAAAAACAAAGUACUAUACAGUACAGAUUUUUAUUAUUAAGAAAAGUUUAUUCUAAACUAUGUUUUAAAUACAUUAGGCACCUUUCUUUAACAGAUGAAAUAAAUUAUUAGCACAGGAAAUGUGGCAAACAGUUGAUAGCAAACUUUCUAUUGCUAAAACAUGAUUUUUUUUCUCUUUCUAAGAGACCGAUAAGUUUUUCUGGUCAAAUAUUAUGAAUGCUAACUAGUAUCUACUAUGAUUGACACAAUCAUUGUCGUACUGUAGCUUCCUGGGUACAUUUUAUGUCAAUUUCUGUUAUUGUGUUGGAUUUACACAUUUUCAGACAAACAUAACCUCAAAUGCACCUCUUAACGGCUCACAUAUCUUUGUUUGACUAUAUAUAAGCUUGUAGAACUAUAACUGGCAUAUAAUAGGCGUUUGCUUUAGUGAUGAAAAUAUAUUUUUUUUUUGGAAAUGUAAACAAUUUUCAAAAUGAAGCCAUUUUUAAACUUAAUGCAUGCUU
This is a messenger RNA of Papilio polytes (common Mormon), 1348 nucleotides long. Its product is annotated as brain protein I3. The transcript has 2 exons. Bases 135 to 515 code for a protein of 126 amino acids. Lineage: Eukaryota; Metazoa; Arthropoda; Insecta; Lepidoptera; Papilionidae. The record is from RefSeq and is a predicted model, not a curated record.